AUCUCGAAAUAUCGGUAUUUCGAGAUCUCGAAAUAUCGAGAUUACAUGCCCUAGUAAAUACAUCUAGGUCUGAGGAAGUCGAUGAUUGAGAGUGGAGUGAAAGUGCCGAGAAAGUUGACCACGUCUGUAUCAGUACCCAUUCCAGAUCAUUCUAAGAAACUAAGGAACCAUUUGCACGUUUUAAAUAAUCCGCCCAUACGGAAAUAUCUAGACUUGUCACCGUAAAGAAUGAUGAUAAAGCAUACUUUUUUCAUGCACAACAGCACCUUCUCCUUCAUCCCUCUACCCGUGGGAGUCUCUGAUCCGAUGAAGAGGCUGACCAAGAUAGAGAAAUAUUACAGGAGGCUGAACCACUCGCCCGCCACGCUGUUCUCUGUCGUAAUGAUUCCCGUAGUUGGAGGACUCUUCUCCUGGAUGAUUGACUGGUUUUCCUACAAUUAUUUGUCCACCGUCCUCAUCUCAAACUUUCCAGGGCCAUCGUAUGGAGGAAAUUUCAUAGCGGGUGGAAAUAAUAAUAAGGUUUUGGACAUCAAUUUUUCUGCCGGAGUGGGCGUGGGAAAUUGUGGAAUCGCAUUUUGCAUGAUAAGUUAUGCCGACGGAAUGCGAAUCAUAACGAGCGUUGACAAGAGCAUUUUACCGUCAGAUGAAGCUGUUGAAGAAUUGAAUAAGAAAAUAGAAGAGGAGCUUGACCUUUAUAAAACUUUGAGCACGGUUUAAAAUCAACGGAACAUUU
This is a messenger RNA of Folsomia candida, 733 nucleotides long. RefSeq lists its product as uncharacterized. The record is from RefSeq and is a predicted model, not a curated record. The transcript is spliced from 2 exons. The coding region runs from base 229 to 717 and encodes 162 amino acids. Lineage: Eukaryota; Metazoa; Arthropoda; Collembola; Entomobryomorpha; Isotomidae.